Messenger RNA from Budorcas taxicolor (takin), 936 nucleotides. Its product is annotated as olfactory receptor 5M9-like. Lineage: Eukaryota; Metazoa; Chordata; Mammalia; Artiodactyla; Bovidae. Gene Ontology annotation, cellular component: membrane. Gene Ontology annotation, molecular function: G protein-coupled receptor activity; olfactory receptor activity; odorant binding. Gene Ontology annotation, biological process: sensory perception of smell; G protein-coupled receptor signaling pathway. The record is from RefSeq and is a predicted model, not a curated record.
GCAAUGCCAAAUUUCACAGAUGUGACAGAAUUUGUUCUUAUGGGGUUGACCAGUCAUCAGGAGCUUCAAAUUCUAUUUAUUGUGGUGUUUCUAGUGGUUUACGUGCUCACUCUGACAGGGAACAUUGGUAUGAUUGUUUUGAUCAGCAUCAGCCUCCAGCUUCAGAGCUCCAUAUACUUUUUCUUGAGUCAUUUGUCUUUUGUGGAUAUGUGGUUCUCUUCCAAUGUCACUCUGAAGAUGCUGGAAAACUUACUAUCAGAGACAAAAACUAUUUCCUAUGUGGGGUGUUUCGUGCAGUGUUACUUCUUCAUAGCCCUUGUCCACGUGGAAGUAUAUAUCUUGGCUGUGAUGGCCUUUGAUCGCUACAUGGCCAUCUGCAACCCUCUGCUUUAUGGCCGUAAAAUGUCCAGGACUGCUUGUGCUCGUCUCAUCUCCUUGCCAUACAUCUAUGGAUUCUCUGUUAGCCUAACCUGCAUACUGUGGACAUAUGGCCUGUACUUCUGUGGAAGCUUUGAAAUCAACCACUUCUAUUGUGCUGACCCUCCUCUUAUCAAGAUUGCCUGUGGAGGGGUCCACAUUAAAGAACGCACCAUGAUUGUUAUUGCUGGGAUUAAUUUCACAUAUUCCCUCUCAGUGUUUCUCAUUUCCUGUACCCUCAUCAUAGCAGCUGUGCUGCACAUGCGCUCUGCCAAUGGCAGGAGGAAGGCAUUCUCCAUGUGUGGGUCCCACCUGGCAGUUGUUACCAUGUUUUAUGGGACUCUCCUCUCCAUGUAUCUCAGGAGGCCCACUGAAGAGUCUGUGGAGAAGGGGAAGAUGGUGGCUGUGUUUUACACCACAGUGAUUCCCAUGCCGAAUCCCAUGAUCUACUGUUUGAGGAACAAAGAUGUGAAAGAGGCGGUCAACAAAGCAAUCGGGAAGGCAAACUUGGGGCAGUGA